AGAGCGAGCGCGAGAGGGAAAAGGAGGGAGGGGGUGGGGAGGAGGGAAUCUUAUAUCACGUGACAGGGGCGGCGCGGCCCGGGGUGUCAGUGUGGAGGAGACUGAGUAUUCUUCCUUGUAAAUACUGUUAUUUGUAUAUACUGUAAAUGAUGACGUCGGUGGGCACUAACCGAGCCCGGGGAAACUGGGAACAACCUCAAAACCAAAACCAGACACAGCACAAGCAGCGGCCACAGGCCACUGCAGAGCAAAUUCGACUUGCACAGAUGAUUUCGGACCAUAAUGAUGCUGACUUUGAGGAGAAGGUGAAACAAUUGAUUGAUAUCACAGGCAAAAACCAGGAUGAAUGUGUGAUUGCUUUGCAUGACUGCAAUGGAGAUGUCAACAGAGCCAUCAAUGUUCUCCUGGAAGGAAAUCCAGACACGCAUUCCUGGGAGAUGGUUGGGAAGAAGAAAGGAGUCUCAGGACAAAAGGAUGGUGGACAAACUGAAUCUAAUGAAGAAGGAAAAGAAAAUCGAGACCGGGACAGAGACUAUAGUCGGCGACGUGGUGGGCCACCAAGACGGGGGAGAGGUGCCAGCCGUGGACGAGAGUGUAUGCAUGGGGCUUUAUCAAAACCAGCUGUGGUUCGGGGCCAGGAAAAUGGAUUGGAUGGCACCAAGAGUGGAGGGCCUUCUGGAAGAGGCACAGACAGAGGCAGAAGAGGCCGUGGCCGUGGCAGAGGUAGUUCUGGUAGGCGAGGAGGAAGGUUUUCUGCUCAAGGAAUGGGAACCUUUAACCCAGCUGAUUAUGCAGAGCCAGCCAACACUGAUGAUAACUAUGGCAAUAGCAGUGGCAAUACAUGGAACAACACUGGCCACUUUGAACCAGAUGAUGGAACAAGACUUGAUUUCAUUGGGGUUGAGGGGUCAAAUUAUCCCCGAAAAUUUGAGACUGCUCCUGGUAUGAUACAUCCAGGUGCAUGGAGGACUGCAACAGAAGAGUGGGGAACUGAAGACUGGAAUGAAGAUCUUUCUGAGACCAAGAUCUUUACCGCCUCUAAUGUGUCUUCAGUGCCUCUGCCUGCGGAGAAUGUGACAAUCACUGCUGGUCAGAGAAUUGACCUUGCUGUUCUGUUGGGGAAGACACCAUCUUCAAUGGAGAAUGAUUCAUCUAAUCUGGAUCCAUCUCAGGCUCCUUCCCUGGCUCAGCCUCUGGUGUUUAGUAAUUCGAAGCAGAAUGCCAUAUCACAGCCUGCUUCAGGGAGUACAUUUUCUCACCAUAGCAUGGUGAGCAUGUUGGGGAAAGGAUUUGGUGAUGUUGGGGAAGCUAAAGGUGGCAGUACAACAGGCUCCCAGUUCUUGGAGCAAUUCAAGACUGCGCAGGCCCUUGCUCAACUGGCAGCUCAACAUUCUCAAUCUGGAAGCACUACCACCUCCUCUUGGGAUAUGGGCUCAACAACACAAUCACCAUCACUGGUGCAGUAUGAUCUGAAGAGUGCAAAUGAUUCAACAGUGCACAGUCCUUUUACAAAGCGCCAGGCAUUCACCCCAUCUUCAACCAUGAUGGAGGUAUUCCUUCAGGAGAAGCCACCUGCAGUGGCUACCUCGACAGCUGCACCACCUCCCCCGUCUUCUCCUCUGCCAAGCAAAUCCACCUCGGCUCCACAGAUGUCUCCGGGGUCUUCAGACAACCAGUCCUCCAGCCCUCAGCCGGCUCAGCAGAAACUGAAACAGCAAAAGAAGAAAACCUCCUUGACGUCUAAGAUUCCUGCUCUGGCUGUGGAGAUGCCUGGCUCAGCAGAUAUCUCAGGGCUAAAUCUACAGUUUGGGGCAUUGCAGUUUGGGUCAGAGCCUGUCCUUUCUGAUUAUGAGUCCACCCCCACCACGAGCGCCUCCUCAAGCCAGGCUCCUAGUAGCCUGUAUACCAGCACGGCCAGUGAGUCUUCAUCUACAGUUUCAUCUAAUCAGAGUCAGGAGUCUGGUUAUCAGAGUGGCCCGAUUCAGUCGACAACUUAUACCUCCCAAAAUAAUGCUCAGGGCCCUCUAUAUGAACAGAGAUCCACACAGACGCGGCGGUAUCCCAGCUCCAUCUCUUCAUCACCCCAAAAGGACCUGACUCAGGCUAAGAAUGGUUUUAGCUCUGUGCAGGCCACGCAGUUACAGACCACGCAAUCUGUUGAAGGUGCUACAGGCUCUGCAGUGAAAUCUGAAUCACCUUCCACUUCUAGUAUACCCUCUCUCAAUGAAACAGUACCUGCAGCUUCCUUACUGACGACAGCCAAUCAGCAUUCAUCCUCCUUAAGUGGCUUGAGCCAUACGGAGGAGAUUCCAAAUACCACCACCACACAACAUAGCAGUGCAUUAUCUACACAGCAGAAUACCCUUUCUUCAUCAACAUCUUCUGGGCGUACUUCAACAUCCACUCUUUUGCAUACAAGUGUGGAGAGUGAGGCAAAUCUACAUUCUUCCUCCAGCACCUUCUCUACCACAUCCAGCACUGUCUCUGCACCUCCCCCAGUGGUCAGUGUCUCCUCCAGUCUGAAUAGUGGCAGUAGUCUGGGCCUUAGCCUGGGCAGCAACUCUACUGUCACAGCCUCAACUCGAAGCUCAGUUGCUACAACUUCAGGAAAAGCUCCUCCCAACCUUCCUCCUGGAGUCCCGCCAUUGUUGCCUAAUCCAUAUAUUAUGGCUCCGGGGCUGUUACAUGCCUAUCCGCCACAAGUAUAUGGUUAUGAUGAUUUACAGAUGCUCCAGACAAGAUUUCCAUUGGAUUACUACAGUAUCCCGUUUCCCACACCCACCACUCCACUUACUGGGAGGGAUGGUAGCCUGGCCAGCAACCCUUACUCUGGCGACCUCACCAAAUUCGGCCGCGGGGAUGCCUCCUCCCCAGCCCCAGCCACAACCUUGGCCCAACCCCAACAGAACCAGACGCAGACUCACCACACCACGCAGCAGACAUUCCUGAACCCGGCGCUGCCUCCUGGCUAUAGUUACACCAGCCUGCCAUACUACACAGGGGUCCCGGGCCUCCCCAGCACCUUCCAGUAUGGGCCUGCUGUGUUCCCUGUGGCUCCUACCUCUUCCAAGCAGCAUGGUGUGAAUGUCAGUGUGAAUGCCUCGGCUACCCCUUUCCAACAGCCAAGUGGAUAUGGGUCUCAUGGAUACAACACUGGAAGAAAAUAUCCACCCCCUUACAAGCAUUUCUGGACGGCUGAGAGCUAAUUUGGCCCAAGCCUGGGGGCUGUGUUUUGUGUGUGUGUAUAAAUUUGCACUGAAGUCUUGUUUCAGAAACCAGACCACUGAGGAGAGCCUGCUGAGCUGAGGCCAUGGCCUGCGUGGCUUGGGGAAAUGAGUUGGUGGAUACCUUCUGGGCUUUUGAACUUGCCCGUUCCCCAUUUCCCUCUCCCCCAUAUGUUUGACCCUGUCUUACCCAUUUCGAGUUCGAGCCAUGCAGCACCUCCGAAGCAUCAAUGCACACACCUGCUGUUGCUUUUGAUUUCUGGAAGGUGUGUCAGUCACCUCCAGUAACACGGGCGUGCCAGAUAUAUCCGGUUCUGUGUACUCCAAAACCCAGCAGUCCUUUGAGAAACAAGGGUUUCAUUCCGGUACUCCUGCUGCCUCCUUCAACUUGCCUUCAGCCCUAGGAAGUGGAGGGCCCAUCAAUCCAGCCACAGCUGCUGCCUACCCACCUGCCCCCUUUAUGCAUAUUCUGACCCCACAUCAGCAGCCACACUCUCAGAUCCUUCACCAUCACCUGCAGCAGGAUGGCCAGACGGGCAGCGGGCAACGUAGCCAGACCAGCUCCAUCCCGCAGAAGCCCCAGACCAACAAGUCUGCCUACAACAGCUACAGCUGGGGGGCCAACUGAGGCCCUGACCCUCUUCUCCUGUCCCAUCUUCUGAGAGGGCUUCUCAGCCUGGAAACUAUGGAAACAGCAUCAAAGAGAGAAAAGAAUGUGGGGCGAUUCCGCUGCUCCACACCCCCAGCGGCCCAUCCCACACCUCAGCUUCAUGUCUGUCCCAUCCCUAUACCAUCCCACCCUGUUGUAUGUAUUAUAGGAUUUGUAUUUUCUUCUCCUCCCCUCCUCUUCCUCCUUUCUCUUUGCAUUCAAGAUUAUGAAACUUUGCUGUGGGCCCUGCCUUUCCUUCACUUCUUCCUGUUCACCCUGGUGGUGUAUGGGUGAGGUGGGAAGGUGACCCCCCCCCCAAAUAUAUAUCAGCCCAACAGCCCUAAGUCUCCUCCUUUAUUAUUAGGAAAACCAAACCACACACACACAUACAGACACACACACACACACACACACACACACACACACACACACAAAAUGGCGUCAUAAAUAUGAACAGCAUUGUCAGAUGGA
Molecule: messenger RNA, 4344 nt
Organism: Mus musculus (house mouse)
Lineage: Eukaryota; Metazoa; Chordata; Mammalia; Rodentia; Muridae
Gene: Ubap2l
Product: ubiquitin-associated protein 2-like
Exons: 29
Coding region: 147-3206 (1019 amino acids)
Cellular component (GO): cytoplasm; nucleus; cytoplasmic stress granule
Source: RefSeq, a predicted model, not a curated record